CAAGAACUUCAAUACCGCCCAGACUUCUGCGUCGCAUUCGACUGUACAGUAUUUCUCUGCUACAAACUGACCGCACUCCGCCCAAUGCACGAGUUAUCGAAACCAGACCACCUUACAUCGCCAUGACGCCAUCCCCCCCUGACACACAAUCAUGCAAUGAAAGACCUCUUCAUUUGCCAUCCAUCAUGAUACAAUAUCCUUAGCCUUUCGACCAGUUAUCUAUGCGUGUUGGCUAUGAGAGUAGCAUGAUCUCAUUCCCCAGUCAUACCCUUGCCUUUCGAAUGAGGGGGGGAAAGGGUGGCAUAUAUACCCCCGUCCUACCGUACUCGGUAUCUCUUUCCCUUCCAGUAGCAAACAAUCCUCAAGAAACAAUCUUCCAUUACACAAUCCACUAUUCAGAAUUCUUGAUCUUACAUUGCCGUAUCUCACCACCAACCACCAAGCGCGCGCGCACAUACACACUUGCUCAAAAGAAACCACCCGAAAAAAAAAUGCCCUCCAAACCAAUCAACUCGCCCCCGCUGCAGCCCAAGAAGGUCGACGGGUUCGUGCGCGACGAUGCCCCGAUCGACGACUACGAGAACGCGUGGAAGGCGCGGGAGGAGAACGAGAACGAAAGCGAGCAGCAGCAGCUGGCGUUCGACGCGCCGAAUGUCGCCGCCGCGAGACGGAUGAACAAUGAGCGGGUGUUGCAUGCGGAGCGGGAUCAUUAUGGGACGACCGGGUCGAAGAAUCGGUCGACGACGGGGCAUUGAGUUUCCCUCCGGGGAUUUUUUUUUUUUUACUUCUAGGGUGAUGGAUGGGUGUGAUGGGGGGAAUCAUUAUGUUCUUGUUCUUGUUCUUGAUGUGGAUAACUAAAUAUCUGGACUAUGACAGAUAUAGGGUUUAUGUGAAGAGUUCCAAGUUGGUAGGAAGGAUGAUGGGUAGAUCUAAAUUGGUUUGUCCAGUUCGUGUCCAGUUGGUUGUAAUCAAUAGGUCAUUCUCACAUUAUAUACACAAAUUCUAUCAAGAGGUACUAGGUAGGGUUCUC
Aspergillus japonicus CBS 114.51 is the source of this 1030-nucleotide messenger RNA. RefSeq lists its product as uncharacterized. The transcript has a single exon. The record is from RefSeq and is a predicted model, not a curated record. Lineage: Eukaryota; Fungi; Ascomycota; Eurotiomycetes; Eurotiales; Aspergillaceae. Bases 282 to 755 code for a protein of 157 amino acids.